AUCAUCAACCAAUACUUUGUAAACACUGUUUUAAGGAUAACACGCACACACAGAGACGAUGCUGUGUCUGAAAGCCCGAACUCUCUUUUCCCCGUCAUUUUCUAACACUUUCUCACCUCCCAUACGCCUCCCCCACCUCAAACCCUCAUUUUCCUUCAAACUCUACACUCAAUCCCCACCGUCCAAACCCACCACCAACAUCAAGAUGUCGUUGGAGACCAUCGAACAUGUGGUCCUCUUCAAGGUCAAGGACAACACCGACCCAUCCAAGAUCAACGCGAUGGUCAACGGCCUGAACGCCCUGAUCUCCCUCGAGCAAGUCGUCCACAUCACAGCCGGUCCAGUCCUCCGCACCAGAUCUCAGCCCCUCACCUUCACCCACGUCCUCCAUAGCCGUUACAAAUCCAAAGACGACCUCGCCGCCUACUCGGCUCACCCUAGCCACGUCAGCGUCGUCAAAGAAAACGUCCUCCCCAUAGUCGACGACAUCAUGGCCGUCGAUUGGGUCUCCUCCUCCGACGACGAAGGCCACGUGUACUCGGUCCCUUCUGGUUCGGCUGUAAAACUCACUUUGUUAAAGCUCAAGGAGAACCUGGGCGAAGAUGUGAAAUCCGAGAUCUUCAGGGCUAUAAAAGGAAUUAAAGAUAGCUUCCCACAGAUUAGUCAGAUUUCUUAUGGAGAAAACUUCUCGCCCGCCAGAGCAAAGGGGUACACGCUGGCCUCACUCGCGGUUUAUCCUGGAGUUAGCGAUUUGGAAGCCGUGGAUUCGAAUCACGAGUUUGUGAAUUCGCAGAAGGAUAAGGUUAGGGAUUACCUGGAGAGUGUGGUCGUCGUUGAUUACGUGGUCCCUUCGCCACAAUCCGCGAGUCUUUGAUGGUAUUUACUAGUGCUAUUUAUGUUACCAGUAAAAAAAACCCAAAGCCUGAUAAAAAAAUUACUACUAAUAAUAAGCUUUACCUUUAUUUCGAAUCACGGCGCAAUUGGAUAAAUUCUGAAUUAUGAAAUGCAAUGUUUUAUGCAGUCAUUUUAUUGGAAA
Quercus robur (English oak) is the source of this 1036-nucleotide messenger RNA. Its product is annotated as stress-response A/B barrel domain-containing protein UP3. NCBI's taxonomy places the organism in Eukaryota, Viridiplantae, Streptophyta, Magnoliopsida, Fagales, Fagaceae. The record is from RefSeq and is a predicted model, not a curated record. The transcript has a single exon. Bases 59 to 874 code for a protein of 271 amino acids.